Messenger RNA from Coregonus clupeaformis (lake whitefish), 7410 nucleotides. RefSeq names its product brefeldin A-inhibited guanine nucleotide-exchange protein 2. Lineage: Eukaryota; Metazoa; Chordata; Actinopteri; Salmoniformes; Salmonidae. The record is from RefSeq and is a predicted model, not a curated record. Gene Ontology annotation, molecular function: guanyl-nucleotide exchange factor activity. Bases 152 to 5761 code for a protein of 1869 amino acids. Gene Ontology annotation, biological process: regulation of ARF protein signal transduction. The transcript is spliced from 39 exons.
CAUGGCGACUCAGUGCUGAGGUAGCAGUCCCAACAAACUCGGUGGAUAGACACACACCGAUAGCCCGGGUUCGUUAGCAUUUCUCUCGCCUGCAUCUACGCAGGGUCAGGCCAGAGAUGCCGGCCUGAGAGAGCAGCAGUUAUAUCAAGAGAUGCAACAGCAACAACGUCUUGCUCAACAACAACACCAGAAGCAGACGGAAAGCACAAAAACCAAGAGCAUGUUUCUGUCUAGAGCGCUUGAAAAGAUCCUCUCGGAUAAGGAGGUGAAGCGGAGCCAGCACAGCCAGCUGCGUAAAGCAUGUCAAGUGGCUCUUGAUGAAAUUAAAAUCGAGCUUGAGAAGCAAAAAGAUGGCACAGUGGUUCCGCCCCGAGCAAACUACAUUGAGGCUGACAAAUAUGUGCUACCUUUUGAGCUUGCCUGUCAAUCUAAGUCCCCACGCAUUGUCAGCACCUCAUUGGACUGCCUACAGAAGCUCAUUGCCUAUGGCCACAUCACAGGGAACGCCCCUGACAGUAGUGCUCCAGGGAAGAGGCUCAUCGACCGGCUGGUGGAGACCAUCUGUAACUGCUUCCAGGGCCCACAGACAGACGAGGGGGUGCAGCUGCAAAUCAUUAAGGCUCUCCUGACUGCAGUGACCUCCCCUCACAUUGAGAUCCAUGAGGGGACUGUACUACUGACUGUGCGUACCUGUUACAACAUCUACCUGGCUAGCCGCAACCUCAUCAAUCAGACCACCGCCAAGGCCACGCUCACACAGAUGCUCAAUGUCAUCUUCACCCGCAUGGAGACACAGGCGGCUCUGGUGUCUCACGAGCAGGAGAAGGAUAGACUGUGUUUGCCCCAUCAGAACCCUUCCACUUCCCCUGGGCGGAUGUCCGGUUCCCCCCGGUCAGACCACACCCUAGACUUCAGUGGGACCCCCUCUCCUGCGGCCAGCACCCCAGACCUCAAUACCACGCCCCUGGCCCCAGACACACCCUCCAUCAAUGGCCAACCAGAGGAGUGCAAGACUGAGGAGGAUGUGGUUGCUACAGAGGAGAAGAGGGAGGAGACACCACCUCCAGUUUUUGAAGAUCCAGUGCCAGAGACACCACCAACAGUAAAACAGCCAAUAGAAGAAGGGGAUGAAGUGGGGCAGGGGGAACGUUCCGAGGUGCGGCAUGGAGAGAUAUCAGAAGUAGGGCAGGGGGAGAGAUCAGGAGUAGGAGAGGAGGAGAAAUCAGAAGUCGAUUCAAAGCAAACAGAGCAACCAACGAGUGAGGUGGUGGAGGAAGUGGCUCCAGCACCUGAACCAGAGCCACAGCCCCAGACCGCACCAGAAGGGGAUCAUCCCCCUGAGCCUGAGCAGGCGGAGGUGGCGCCCCCUAGACCCAGGACAGAUACGAACCAGAUGAACGGCAUUAUGGAUGACCGUGGUUCAGUGUCCUCUACAGACAUCCUGGAUGCAGAGUCUAUGCAGGGUGGCCAGAACGCUGCUCGUUUCUCCCACAUCCUGCAGAAAGAUGCCUUCCUAGUCUUCCGCUCCCUCUGCAAGCUCUCCAUGAAGCCCCUGGCGGACGGACCCCCUGACCCAAAGUCUCAUGAGUUGCGCUCCAAAGUGGUGUCCCUGCAGCUACUGCUGUCUGUGCUGCAGGGGGCAGGGCCCGUCUUCCGCACCCACGAGAUGUUUGUCAACGCCAUCAAGCAGUACCUGUGUGUGGCCCUCUCCAAGAACGGGGUGUCCUCUGUGCCCGAGGUGUUCGAGCUCUCCCUCGCCAUCUUCCUCACCCUGCUCUCCCACUUUAAAGUCCACCUCAAGAUGCAGAUCGAGGUGUUUUUCAGGGAGAUUUUCCUGACCAUCCUGGAAACAUCAUCUAGCUCCUUUGAACACAAGUGGAUGGUCAUUCAGACCCUCACACGUAUAUGUGCAGAUGCUCAGUGUGUGGUGGAUAUCUAUGUAAACUACGACUGUGACCUGAACGCUGCCAACAUCUUUGAGCGGCUGGUUAACGAUCUAUCUAAGAUUGCCAUGGGGAGGAGUGGCCAGGAGCUGGGGAUGACCCCUCUACAGGAGCUGAGUCUGCGUAAGAAGGGUCUGGAGUGUCUGGUGUCCAUUCUGAAAUGCAUGGUGGAGUGGAGCAGAGACAUGUAUGUCAACCCCAACCUGCAGGCCAACCUCGGCCAGGAGCGUCCGUCAGAGGGUGAGGGUCCGGAGCUGAAGCUUCCUGACCACCUGGCGUCUCGUAGAGACAGCGUCAGUUCUCUGGACUCCACCAUGUCAUCUAGUGUCCAGUCCUCCCAGCCUGACCACCCAGAACAGUAUGAGGUCAUCAAACAGCAGAAGGAUGUCAUUGAGCACGGCAUUGAGCUUUUCAACAAAAAGCCCAAGCGAGGUGUCCAGUUCUUACAAGACCAAGGCAUGCUGGGAAACACAGCAGAGGACAUCGCCCAGUUUCUGCACCAAGAGGAGCGCCUGGACACGACCCAAGUGGGGGAGUACCUGGGGGAGAACGUGCGUUUCAACAAGGAGGUGAUGUACAGCUAUGUGGACCAGCUGGACUUCUGUGGCCGGGACUUUGUCUCUGCUCUGAGAGCUUUCCUGGAGGGCUUCCGGCUCCCCGGAGAGGCCCAGAAAAUUGACAGGCUCAUGGAGAAGUUUGCUGCCCGAUAUCUGGAGUGUAACCAGGGACAGACAGAGUUUGCCAGUGCUGACACGGCCUACGUCUUGGCCUACUCCAUCAUCAUGCUCACCACCGACCUGCACAGUCCACAGGUGAAGAACAAAAUGACAAAGGAGCAGUACAUCAAAAUGAACCGUGGUAUCAAUGACAGUAAGGACCUGCCUGAGGAGUACCUGUCCUCCAUAUACGAUGAGAUCGCUGGCAAGAAAAUCGCCAUGAAGGACAGCAAGGAGCACACUAUCACACCCAAGACUAGCAAGCACAGUGUAGCCACUGAGAAGCAGCGUCGUCUGCUGUAUAACGUGGAGAUGGAACAGAUGGCCAAGACAGCCAAGGCCCUGAUGGAGGCUGUGAGCCACGCCCAGGCUCCCUUCUUCAGCGCCACCCACCUGGAACAUGUCAGGCCCAUGUUUAAGCUGGCUUGGACCCCUCUCCUGGCAGCGUUCAGCGUGGGGCUGCAGGACUGUGAUGACCAGGAGGUGGCCUCUCUGUGUCUGGAGGGGAUCCGCUGUGCCAUCAGGAUCACCUGUAUCUUCAGUAUGCAGUUGGAGAGGGAUGCGUAUGUCCAAGCCUUGGCUCGGUUCACCCUGCUUACAGCCAGCUCCAGCAUCACUGAGAUGAAGCAGAAGAACAUCGACACCAUCAAGACCCUCAUCACUGUGGCCCACACAGAUGGAAACUACCUGGGCAACUCUUGGCAUGAGAUCCUGCGGUGUAUUAGCCAGCUGGAGUUGGCCCAGCUGAUUGGCACGGGGGUGAAGACACGCUACAUCUCUGGAGUGGUCCGGGACAGUCAGGCUGGCAUCAAGGGUUUCCCCAUCGGGGGAGAGGAGUUCAUGCCCCUGGGACUGGGGACUCUGGUGGGAGGUCCAGACAGGAGGCAGAUGGCUCAUAUCCAGGAGUCAGUUGGAGAGACCAGCUCUCAGAGCGUGGUGGUGGCUGUAGACAGGAUCUUCACUGGUUCCACAAGGCUAGAUGGAAAUGCAGUUGUGGACUUUGUGCGGUGGUUGUGUGCGGUCUCCAUGGAUGAACUAGCCUCUACUCACCAGCCGAGGAUGUUCAGUCUGCAGAAGAUAGUAGAGAUCUCCUACUACAACAUGAACCGCAUCCGUCUGCAGUGGUCACGCAUCUGGCAGGUCAUCGGAGACCACUUCAACAAGGUGGGCUGCAACCCCAACGAGGACGUGGCCAUCUUUGCGGUGGACUCUCUGAGGCAGCUGUCCAUGAAGUUCCUGGAGAAAGGAGAGCUGGCUAACUUCCGCUUCCAGAAGGACUUCCUCCGGCCAUUUGAACACAUUGUGAAGAAGAACAGAUCUCCCACUAUCAGGGACAUGGUGAUCCGCUGUGUGGCCCAGAUGGUCAACUCCCAGGCAGCCAACAUCCGCUCUGGCUGGAAGAAUAUCUUCUCUGUGUUCCACCAGGCCGCCUCGGAUCACGACGAGAACAUUGUGGAGCUGGCCUUCCAGACUACUGGCCACAUAGUCAUGAACACGUUUCAGCAGCACUUUGCAGCAGCCAUAGACUCCUUCCAGGAUGCAGUGAAGUGUCUGUCUGAGUUUGUGUGCAAUGCUGCCUUCCCUGACACCAGUAUGGAGGCCAUCCGGCUCAUACGCCACUGUGCUAAAUAUGUGGCUGAACGGCCGCAGGCUCUGCGGGAGUACACCAGUGAUGACAUGAACGUGGCCCCAGGGGACCGGGUGUGGGUGAGAGGCUGGUUCCCCAUCCUCUUUGAGCUGUCCUGCAUCAUCAACCGCUGCAAGCUGGACAUCAGGACAAGGGGUCUGACUGUGAUGUUUGAGAUUAUGAAGAGCUAUGGACACACCUUUGAAAAGCACUGGUGGCAUGACCUUUUCCGCAUCGUCUUCCGCAUCUUCGACAAUAUGAAGCUCCCUGAGCAGCAGACGGAGAAGCAUGAGUGGAUGACCACGACCUGUAACCACGCCCUGUACGCCAUCUGUGACGUUUUCACCCAGUUCUAUGAGCCUCUCAGUGAGGUCCUGUUGGCUGACAUCUUCACUCAGCUGCAGUGGUGUGUCAGACAAGAUAAUGAGCAGUUGGCCCGGUCAGGGACUAACUGCCUAGAGAACCUGGUCAUCCUGAAUGGGGAAAAGUUUAGCCCAGAGGUGUGGAACGUCACCUGCUCCUGUAUGCUGGACAUCUUCCAGACCACCAGCCCACACGCCCUGUUGACAUGGCGACCAGCUGGUCAGGAAGAGGAGGCUGGUGAUGGGAAACACAUGGAUGUGGAUUUUGACACCCAGUCCCAGAGCAGCUAUGACAGGGCCCUGUCAGAGAGAGGAGGUCAGAGCCAAAUAUCCACAGCCAGCGAUGAGACCUGGAAGGGUAAACCCCAUGCCAGAGUGUCAGACCAGAAGCUGUUUGCUGGACUGCUCAUCAAGUGUGUAGUGCAGCUGGAGCUGAUCCAGACCAUUGACAACAUUGUCUUCUACCCGGCAACCAGCAAGAAGGAAGAUGCAGAAAAUAUGGCUGCUGCACAGAGGGACGCUCUGGAGGAGGCUGCAGAGGUGGGGGACCCUGGGCAGGGGGAGCAGGGCAUGUACAGACACCUCACCUCCCAGCACCUCUUCAAGCUGCUGGACUGCCUGCUGGAGUCACACACCUUCGCCAGAGAUUUCAACUCUAACAACGAGCAGAGGACUGCACUAUGGAGAGCAGGAUUUAAGGGGAAGUCGAAGCCCAAUCUGCUAAAGCAGGAGACGAGUAGCCUGGCCUGUAGCCUGCGUAUUCUGUUCCGCAUGUACUCUGACCGGCAGCUCCAGGACUCCUGGCCUGAUAUCCAGACACGGCUGCUACUUGUGUGCAGUGAGGCCUUGGCCUACUUUAUCAGCCUGACCUCUGAGAGCCACAGAGAGGCCUGGACAAGCCUGCUCCUCCUGCUGCUCACCAGGACUCUUCGACUGACCGACGACAAGUUCAAGCCUCAUGCCUCCUGUUACUACCCGCACCUAUGUGAGAUGAUGCAGUUUGACCUGAUCCCAGAGCUCCGUGCCAUCCUGCGCCGUUUCUUCCUCCGCAUCGGCUCCGUCUUCCACAUCGCUGGUCCUGAGAUGGGCCAGGCAAGGCCCCCAGCGCCCUAGGAGGGUCUGGAGAUGGAAUGGGGAAGACUGGUGGCUGGUGGGACACUGAGGUGUAUGUAGAGUCUGGGAGCUCCCCUAUCAGGAGUAGGGGAGUGUGUAGUGAUGCAGGAGAUUGAAGCAAAGAUUGUUACCCUUGCUUUGAAAGUCAUCAGUUCCUGUUUAUCUUCUGCAAAGGAAAGGCUUGGAGUGUUGGUGAUAAGGUCUGGUGCCCCAUGACCCCUUAAGACUGACUCCCCCUAGAAGUUCUAGAACCCCUGCUGGGAGAAAAGCACUGUGACGGGACAGAGCUCUCUACUGACGGUUUCUCAACACUCUGACAUUAAAUGUCAAAUGUAAUGGAAAAUGAACUACAAUAAUUUAUUGAUGCUGUUAUAUAUAUCCUGUACCUGAUUUUGUUUGUUUGUCCCAUUUGUUGAUUUGAUUACUUUCUGUUUUUAAGAAUGAACAAACAUGCAUAUCCAAAUGCUAAAGCAAAUGAAGAAUAAUUACUGAAUAUGCUGAGAAGUACCACUGGCAGACAAGCUCAUUGGAAACCUGUGUCUAUAAGCAAAUUAUAAGACACUAAAGUAUCCUCAGUGUCUCUCUUAUUGUGAUGCGCUUGUUGAUCUGAUCCAAAAAUAUUGUAACAACUGAUAGGCCUGAUGCCAAGGCUCAUCCCUAUUACCUUUUCAUUAUGUCAAAUGUCCUCUUAAUUUGAUGUUGGUUUUUGGCCUCCUGUGUUAUUUGUAUUGUAGUACAACCUGUAUUCAGCAUCCCACUCUAGGAUGACCAUUGACAGGAAUGGCAGGAAUGGCUUGCUGUGCUAGGGGCUCCACAGGUUCCAGAGAGCCUUAAUAGAUAAGCCCUAUGGCUGCACUUGUCGGGUUGUUCACCUGCCACCAUUCCCCAUUCAUUCUAUCAUGUGAAUCACUAUGGCCUGUUAUAACAUUCCCUAUUUUACUCAUAAUUUGUUAUUUUUUUAAUACUUAUUUUAUAGCGAUAUUACAUGCCAGUUUACUUGAGGGGCUUGUUGAAAGGCUACUGCAGGUUCUGUUUCACAUUUCCUAUGUUUCCUCCCCAAACUGAGCCUUGGAGGGUUCUAAUAUUCUGAGUGCAAAAUUGAAUUAAUUGCUUUUUUCUAGAAUGAAUCUAUUGUCCUUUAAAGGUCUACAAGGCAAAGCUCAUGGUAUAUAGCAAGGAUGACGUUUAAUUAUCCCAUCAAACGGUUCUAUUUUUCUAUUUUCCCUGUUCUGUUUUACACCUAUGGAGUAUGUGUGAAACAGAGCCCUCUCAUGUAUUAACUUUCCAGUACUUUCUCAGCCUUUCAGUGAAAAUACACCAGACAGGAGAAAGAAUGAAGCAAAACCAAACGUUAAUCCUAAACAUGUUGGCGUAUAGCUACCGACUUUACCAUUUGUAGUUUAAUCCUGUCUGCAUUUUUUAAAAACAAGGAUGUAUGUAAUUAUUUGAAGUGCAUUUAAAUAUUUUUGAGAAGCAUUCCUCCCUCUUCCAGCUAUGGAAUUCUACUUUUCCCUAAAGGAAGGGGAUCUAUACAUAAAUAUACAGUAUAUGGGAGAAAUACAAACUGUAAAAUAAAUAUACAUAUUGUGAUGUAAUCUUCCAAGCAUUUGGUGACGUAAUCAAUAAACCUUGAAUUCAGAUCUAUAGCA